GGUGCUGCUUCCCGAUCCACGCCAUCAGCCAAUCCGGCAUCUCGUCGUAGAACUUCCUUUCAAGGCCACAAAGACAAGCUUUCCUAUAAAGAGCGGGUCAAAUUUCGCAUACAAGCAUGCCACUCACCAACUUCGGCUACGACGACGACGGUGCACUUAUGAAUCUCCCUUCGACCGCAAACGAUGCCGGGUUUGGGCCUCCGACGCAGUUCGCCACCCCCGGCUUGCAAGACCCCAGCGCGCGGGCGCAUCUGCAAGAGUAUCUCCACUACCUCAUCGGUUACCUCUGCAUGUACGCAGAGGACUACCGAAUCGCCAUGCGCGCGGCCCGCGAGUACGGGACACAGUUGGGAGAAGACGUGGUGGUCGGGAACAUGUUCGCACUUAUGCAAGACAGCCCACAAGCCGCACUGAGGCGCGAAUUCAAGAGUACGAUCCUUCCCGACCUUCUGGCUCUCCUCCGGUCAUUUGGACCCCUUGCUCCGACUGUCACUAGAAUGGACGGUAUCAUCAGCGCAUGGAUGAAGGAGGAAUGGAGAACGAGGGAGCCGGCCGUGGUCACCCAGGCGGCCUGGACGAGCGCACAAACGUUGUUGACAACCGAUAUCUGUCGUCUGGUUUCCCUCGUCCCUAACGUUGAGCACGUCUUUGGAGAGCAGGUUCCAGCGCUACGCCACUUGCGGGGGCUUUGGAAAGCUUCCGAAGCUGAUAUGCAUGGCAUCGGCUUCACGCUUUGGCUGGACGACCUCCUGUCGAGUUCGUGCACGGCACUGCCGACCGACAAAGAGGAAGUUGACGGGCCUGGGUACGCUUGAGUGACUGGAGGAGGAUAGGUUUGCUCCGUCUGGGCUUUGACUGAGGACAGUAUGGCUACAAUGGGGGGCUUCAUAAUUGCAAUGUCAGCAGAAGUAUUUCCUGCAAGCGGCAGGGAGAGUCAAUCCUGGAACUAUGUAGCGGAUGAUGGUGG
Schizophyllum commune H4-8 is the source of this 967-nucleotide messenger RNA. RefSeq lists its product as uncharacterized. Lineage: Eukaryota; Fungi; Basidiomycota; Agaricomycetes; Agaricales; Schizophyllaceae. The coding region runs from base 117 to 815 and encodes 232 amino acids. The record is from RefSeq and is a predicted model, not a curated record. The transcript is spliced from 2 exons.